UCUCAUAGCAAAAACCAAAGCUAGUUUUCAAGUUCCUUAGUUACUUCUCUUCCUAUUGCACUCUUGCUUCUUAUUUCAAUCGUUCUUUGUUUCUUGAGUUGUAACAAUGGAGAGACUCUCUUUGUUGUCCAAACAAAAGCCAGUGGUGAUCUUCAGCAAGAGCUCUUGCUGCAUGAGCCACACUGUCAAGACUCUCAUUUGCAACUUUGGAGCCAGCCCUUUAGUCUAUGAGCUUGAUGAGGACCCAAAAGGACGGGAAUUGGAGAGAGCACUCAUGAGGUUAGGGUGUAACCCAGUUGUUCCGGUUGUGUUCAUAGCCGGAAAAUUGAUUGGUGGAGCAAAUGAGGUCAUGGAGCGUCAGAUGAAUGGUACUCUUAAGGAAACACUCAUCCGAGCUAAUGCAAUAUGGGUUUAACAUUUUAUUACGUUGCUCAAAUACCAUGUUAGAAAAUAAGUUCUAUACACCGGUUUUUACUUUUUCCAUAUAUAUUUAGAGAGAGAGAGAGAGAGAGAGAGAGAGAGAGAGAGAGAUUGUGUGUGUGUUAAGAUACCUAAUAUACCCUCUUUUAAUCAGCAGGCCUACUACUUUUGCAUGUAACCCCUUUUUAUGCAAUUUCUAAUAAAGUUGAGCUUUUCAUAA
Molecule: messenger RNA, 640 nt
Organism: Macadamia integrifolia
Lineage: Eukaryota; Viridiplantae; Streptophyta; Magnoliopsida; Proteales; Proteaceae
Product: monothiol glutaredoxin-S2-like
Exons: 1
Coding region: 107-415 (102 amino acids)
Source: RefSeq, a predicted model, not a curated record